This is a messenger RNA of Thamnophis elegans (Western terrestrial garter snake), 2479 nucleotides long. It is a transcript of the gene ACTR3, whose product is annotated as actin related protein 3. Lineage: Eukaryota; Metazoa; Chordata; Lepidosauria; Squamata; Natricidae. Gene Ontology annotation, molecular function: actin filament binding. The coding region runs from base 161 to 1417 and encodes 418 amino acids. The record is from RefSeq and is a predicted model, not a curated record. The transcript has 12 exons. Gene Ontology annotation, cellular component: Arp2/3 protein complex; actin cortical patch. Gene Ontology annotation, biological process: Arp2/3 complex-mediated actin nucleation.
GGGGGGGGUGAGGGAGGGAGGCAAGCCAAGGCUGGGGUAAGGGAGUGACUCGCUCCUUUGCGGAAGUGGUGCCUUCACUCCCCCAGAGUGGAAGGAGGAGAGAGAGAGGCCCGCGGGGUCGUCGGCACCUUUCCUCAGCGGCGUCUCAAACCCGUGGAGGAUGGCAGGGCGGCUCCCGGCCUGCGUGGUGGACUGUGGCACCGGGUAUACCAAACUGGGAUAUGCUGGUAAUACAGAGCCACAGUUCAUCAUUCCUUCAUGUAUUGCCAUUAAGGAAUCGGCCAAAGUUGUCGAUCAGGCACAAAGAAGGGUUAUGAAAGGUGUGGAUGACUUAGACUUCUUUAUCGGGGAUGAAGCAAUAGAAAAGCCUACAUAUGCAACAAAGUGGCCCAUUCGCCAUGGCAUAGUUGAAGAUUGGGACUUGAUGGAGAGAUUUAUGGAACAAGUUAUCUUUAAAUAUUUAAGGGCAGAACCUGAAGACCAUUAUUUUCUUUUGACUGAACCUCCUCUAAAUACUCCAGAAAACAGGGAAUAUACUGCUGAAAUCAUGUUUGAAUCCUUCAAUGUUCCUGGGCUUUACAUUGCUGUUCAGGCUGUCCUUGCUUUAGCUGCAUCUUGGACAUCAAGACAAGUAGGAGAACGGACACUGACUGGAACGGUUAUAGAUAGCGGGGAUGGUGUCACUCAUGUCAUUCCUGUGGCUGAAGGUUAUGUAAUUGGUAGCUGUAUCAAACAUAUUCCAAUAGCCGGACGAGAUAUAACUUACUUUAUUCAGCAGCUGCUAAGAGAACGAGAAGUAGGAAUCCCUCCAGAGCAAUCAUUGGAAACUGCUAAAGCAGUCAAGGAACGUUUUAGUUAUGUCUGUCCAGACUUAGUGAAAGAAUUUAAUAAAUAUGAUGUAGAUGGUACCAAGUGGAUUAAGCAAUAUACUGGAAUCAAUGCUAUCUCAAAGAAAGAAUUUACCAUUGAUGUUGGCUAUGAAAGAUUCUUAGGGCCAGAAAUCUUCUUUCAUCCCGAGUUUGCUAAUCCAGACUUCACACAGCCCAUCUCAGAAGUAGUAGAUGAAGUUAUUCAGAACUGUCCUAUUGAUGUUAGACGUCCACUGUAUAAGAAUAUUGUCCUUUCUGGAGGCUCAACAAUGUUCAGGGAUUUUGGACGGCGUUUGCAGAGGGACUUGAAAAGGACUGUGGAUGCUAGACUGAAACUCAGUGAAGAACUGAGUGGUGGCAGACUGAAGCCAAAACCUAUUGAUGUACAAGUUAUUACUCAUCAUAUGCAAAGAUACGCUGUUUGGUUUGGAGGAUCAAUGCUGGCUUCCACACCUGAGUUCUACCAAGUAUGCCACACCAAAAAAGAUUAUGAAGAAAUUGGUCCUAGCAUCUGUCGUCACAACCCAGUUUUUGGAGUUAUGUCUUAAAUCUGACAUUUAAUGAAUUGAGUUUAGCGAGGCAAGGAAAUGGUCUUUCUCAGUGCUUGUUUGUCUGGAUGGUCGGUAUUAAGAUAAGAAACAUGACUUGAAAAUAAGAAAAAAAAGACCAAACACAAUUAAACAGGAAUAUUUUAAUAACUGUCUCAACAUGCUGAUAUAGUGGGAAGCCAAAACAAUUCAAAGUGUUUUUUUUCUUUUGACUGAAUAUUUGAAGCUGUGCAUAAACAAAACUAAAGAAGUUGGUCUUUGUUCUUUUUGUGCCCUAAUAUUUUGUAUAUUAAUGGAAUAUCCAAGAUUUGAUGGGAUUUGAUGGUAUGUAGAUAGUCAGCUCUAUAAUUCUUCUAUUGUACUCUUAAUUGUGUACAAUGCAAGAGCCUGUUUAUAUUUCCUACUUUUUUAUACAUUGAGAAAAAAAUAUCAGUGAUUGAAAGUAAUGUUAAUAUUUGACAAGAAAAAAUACCAGUGACCAAUUGGAGGGAAAUGUGAAAAUUAACAAUGCCCACAUGGAGUUUCAUCAUGUAAAUCUCUAGUAAUGUCAAGUGGAAUGACCAAUCUUCCACUUGCAUUCCAUACAUAAUGCAACUUGGCAAAUGCUUUUGGACCUGAGGGACUAGAAUCUUGGAUUAAAUGAUGCCUGCUAGUGCUUUCUGAUUAUUUGGUGCAUUUUCAUUCUAUUUCUUGCUUGGGGAAGGGGCGGGAAAGUAAAGACAAGACUGUUGGACAAGUAUUGCAGUUCUGUAGUGUCAUUUCUAAUUGCAACCAAAUAUUCCGAUUACGAAAAUGGGUGUAUUCCACCAUUCAAAUAAAGACACAACAUUCUUUUUUAAUAUUCAUGUGAGGCCUUUCAAUUUCGUUGAUUAAUCAUUUGUGAAGGUCCUUCUAAUCUGCAAUCACAGUUUCUCACUCCCUAAUUUGGAAAAGAUGAGAGGGAUACAUGUAUGCAAGUGGUGUGUUAUCUAUUUAAUAGCAUAAUGCAGUUUUAGAAGCGUAAUUCUAAUUAAAUAUAUGUUUUCCAUGAGAUUUUGGUAAAUAAAGCUGUUGCAUUCCUGG